This is a messenger RNA of Styela clava, 910 nucleotides long. The record is from RefSeq and is a predicted model, not a curated record. NCBI's taxonomy places the organism in Eukaryota, Metazoa, Chordata, Ascidiacea, Stolidobranchia, Styelidae.
UUUGUUGUUCACAAGUAUGGAUGUGGAAAAGUAUUUCGGAAGGCUAAAUUUGAGAAACCGAGCACGUCAACCUUCACUAGAGCUAUUGAAAGAUAUAUGCAUGGAUUCUGUGUCAAACAUUCCGUAUGAAAACUUGGAUAUGUUCGGAGGUGAACGAAAAAUCUGGGAUUUGCCAACAAUAUAUCAAAAUAUUGUAGAGAAGAGACGAGGAGGAUUUUGGUUUGAAUUGAAUGGGCUUUUGCAGUGGGCUUUGAAAUUUCUUGGAUAUAAAGUCGAAUUGCUUAUGGGAUAUAUGUACGAUUCAAAAAAUAAUCUAUUACAAACUGUCAGUGAUCGUCUGGUAUUAAUGGUUUCUUGGGACACUGAGGAAAAAUAUCUGACAGAUGUUGGGUGGGGUGGAAAAUCAUUUGUUCUCCCGUUGAAUUUAAAAGUGGGAAUUGAACAAUAUCAACCAAACGGAAUUUAUCGCCUGAGUGAGAAUCAAGAUAUGUAUAUUGUGGAAAAGAAGAAACAAACAUGUUUGGAAAGUAAAGAUGAACAACCUUACGUCAACAGCAAAGCCAAAAAAGAUUGCGUAAAACUUGAUGAAAUUCGCCUCAAAUAUAUUCCGUGGAACAUCCAAUUGGGUGUGGGAAAAGCUCCGUGUACCUUUGAAGACUGUAAAGUUGGGCACGACUAUGCUCAAGAUGAAGAUGAAUUCUUGAUAUCAAAUCCAAUCGUGAGCUGUCAAAACGUGGAGAGAAGAAAGUUUUUCGUGAAAAAUUUAUAUUACGAAAAAGAAAUAUAUCGACCCGUAACACUGAAAUUGGAGAGAUUUCAGAAGUAUUCCGUGGAAGACAUGUACGAUAUUCUAAAAAAAGAAUUUGGAAUUAUUCUGAAUUUUAAACUCAGUAUACCAUUUAUUGAAUAG